Molecule: messenger RNA, 3421 nt
Organism: Boleophthalmus pectinirostris (great blue-spotted mudskipper)
Lineage: Eukaryota; Metazoa; Chordata; Actinopteri; Gobiiformes; Gobiidae
Gene: tysnd1
Product: trypsin like peroxisomal matrix peptidase 1
Exons: 4
Coding region: 153-1736 (527 amino acids)
Biological process (GO): regulation of fatty acid beta-oxidation; protein processing
Cellular component (GO): peroxisome
Molecular function (GO): serine-type endopeptidase activity
Source: RefSeq, a predicted model, not a curated record
GACUACACUGAGAACAUGAAGUUCUCUGUUACACAUGUUUUAUUACGCUUAACCAAUAAAGCGUCCUUGUAUUUUAAAACACGCGUAUCCGGCAGAUUUACGCGUCUUUAGUUGAACAGUCGGUGUUGCUGUCGUCGUCUUUGCGCUGGACUAUGGAUCUGUCUGAUGUUGAGCGGUGCUGCUGUGUGGUAACUCUCUCCAAAGCAUUUUCUGCUAAAAAGUCUGUCAGUUGCAGCGGUGUCAUUGUCCACCCUGAGUCUGGAACUAUUCUCUGCACGGGUCUCCCUUUCUCUCGCUUCACUGCCAACAAAAAGUCUCUAAACACGAAUGGACGUGUUUUACCAGCGCGUCGAUUUAGCAAGAAGCUUAGAAUUAGUGUCACCUUAUCUGCACAACUCUGUAUGAACCAAUGCGCGCAAACAAACUUCACCAAAAACCUCUCUGGAACAGGCCAACUCCAAACCGAAGCUAAUCUACUUAUGUUAGUGAACUGCUUAGAAUUCAGACAAGCUUUCCAGGCUGUUUUCCCCGAGUCUCACCAAUGGCGCUUCUACGGGGAUGAAGAUGAGGAUGAGUUGCUGAAAGAUGCCCAGUUUCUAAGCUGGUUCGCCGUAUUGAAAGCCAAAGAUUUACGCACCACCGACCCCUACCCACACCUCAUCCCGUGGCAAGACAGCACGUCUCUCCUCAAGGGCUGCCCCGUUUUGGCUUGUGGGACCCCUUUCGGAUCCCUCUGCGUAGAUCUGUUCACCAGUACGCUCAGUAGAGGCAUUAUAAGUAAUCUUACGGGACAAGAGAACGCUAUUAUCCUUACGGACGCGCGCUGCUUACCUGGUACAGAAGGUGGCGGGUUGUUCGCGCUCCAAAGCCCAGAGAAAGUGCGUCUUGUUGGGGUUGUUGUGUCUCCUUUUGGGUGGAAGGCUAACGAAUGGAUAGGGCUUUCGUUGGUUUGUUCAGUUCAUCAAAUUUUCAAAAAUAUAUUGCGAUUUACAAACCCAGAAAAUCCACUGCAAGAUAUAGUCCUAAGGGAGAAAGAGCGCAUGGGGGCCGUGGCGAGUGGGUGUGGCUCGGUGCAGUAUCCCACAGUGUGCCUGGUGGACGGUGGACAGUUUUGGGGGUCAGGUGUGCUGGUUUCGGCACAGCUGGCUCUUACCUGUCGCCAUGUGGUCAAUAGGAAGUCUAUGGUCAUGCUCAAGUUUCAUCAGGAAGACAGGUUCACAGAUGUGGUUGGUGAUGUCCUGUUCUCCACUCAGGAGAGCUCACCCUUUGACCUGGCUGUGGUGAGGCCCAGGAACAGUGUCAGUCAGGCCGUACUUCCCCAGAUGUCCCAUAAGUUUCAUGCAGGUGAGCCUGUCCUUGUGGUAGGAUACGGCGCGAUAGGUCGAAGCUGUGGCCCUUCGUUCACCUCCGGAGUCUUGUCAAAAUCCAUCCUUGCCAAAGAGCAGCAGCCCGUCAUGCUCCAAACCACAUGUGCAGUACAAGCCGGGACCAGUGGGGGCGCUGUAAUACGGCCGCACUCUGGAGAGCUACUGGGUAUAGUCUCCAGUAACACCAAGGACUUUGCGACCAAUGUGACGUAUCCUCACCUGAACUUCAGCAUCCCGGUGACAGUGUUUGAGGAGAUGGUUCAGAUGUUCCACCAAACCCAGGAUGUGAGCGUGUUUAAAGGGCUGGACUCAGUAGAUGUAGAUGUGAGGAGGGUCUGGAGGCUGCAGGUGCCUUCAAGCCAACUCUAACUAUACAAAUGUGAAUGUAUGUGCAGUAUGUAUGUCUGUAUGUUCAAAUGAAACUGAAGGGCUCAUGAAUUAUAAUUUAUACUAAUUCAAAGAUGCGUUAACCAAACCUUUUAAUGGGUUUUUUUCAUGGAGAAUUUUAAAGCAACACUGUGUAACUUUCUGGAGGUGGCACGUCCAUGGAAAUCGGGCAUUAAAGCCAUCCUUUGGAAAUGCUCCAUGGAAAUCUGUACAUUUUAUGCCACUGAUUAUUGUUGCCAGUGUUAUAAUAGAGCCAAAAGAACAUUUCCAUGGAGACAAGCUGAAGGAGGCCCUCAUUUAGGCCAAAUAAGAGUCAGGUUUGUGGAGAUGCAAGACCGCACAUAGUAAGGAGGCAGGUGCAAUAAAAAUGAAAAAAAGCACUUUAUUUUUUAGUAGAUUAUUUGCCUUUAAAGUUACACGGUGGGGCUUUAAUAAAACUCAGAAAUUUUCAUAGUAACAAAUUAUUUUUAUGGGUCAUUAUUUUUAUAGAACACAUACAUUUAUUUGUCAUUACUACUAUGGAACAAGACUUGCAACUUUAAAGGUCUUAUAUUAUUCAUUAUUGACAUCUUGUGAUAUUUAAGACAAAUUAUUCAAACGGUUUAAGUGAAAGUGUGUGAAGUUUAAAAACACAGUGAGGCACUUCUUGUAUUACAACAUGACAUCACAAGGUGGAAUAGAAAGUUUUCUGUGUUAGAGAAAAACUUAGCCUAAAUAUGCAGGGUUUGUGUGUUAAAUGUGUGAAGGAAAUAAAACACAACUCCAUGUAUGUUUUUGAUGAAGAAACAAGAUUAUAAUGUCGAAAUAUUGACCCUUGAAGUGUUGAUAAGCUGUGUAAACCAACCAAGUGAUUUGACAUACAACUUCUACUGUUUUGUUUUCCAAUUAACCUGUUAUGCUCAGAAAAUGCAAGUAACCAAUAAUUUAAUACUACUGAUACAAGUGCCUCAUUUAAUCCAGCGUUAUACCAUUGAUCCUGUUCUUCUGGUUAUACCCACACAACCUCAGCUGGAAAAUAGACUUUUAUAUAAUUUUUUUAUUUACUUUUUAACAUUCAGUGCUAAGAAACAGCAUAUUCUUUUAGCUACUGAUCUACUCAAGUUAGAGUCAGAAUGUAUUUGUAAUUUCAGUAUAAAAAAUACACAGAAACAAAACACUGUACUCAGGUCCAGGUCAUCAGCAGUAUACAAAACAGUGUAAUAAAUCUUUUAAAAUAUUGUAUGUCAAGUGCAGUCUUUAAAAGUAAUUUGCACAACUUUUCUGGUAGACGAUACGCUACCUACUUGUCACCAUGGAGAUGUUAUUUCUUUGCCUGGAAUGUUCCGCAGUAUGACAUUAAACAUUUUCAUCUAGCAUAGAUGUUUCUAUUGCUCAGAAAUACAGUAAUUCCUUCUGUGAAUAGGGGUGACUCUCCACAGAUUUGAACUGUAAUGUAGCAUAGUGCUGUAACCUGCUUGUCUCCCUUGCAAUAGAUUUAAUACAUACUGUGGAACAUUCUAGACAAAGGAUUAAAAUCUUGGAGACAAAGAGGCGUGGACCCUCUGCUAAAAAUGUUACGCAGUGAACCUGUAAGUGCUAUUUUGUAAGGUGCAUUAAUGUCAGGGCUAUAUUCUGUUAGGUCUAUAUGUCUAUCCAAUAAUGUGAAUAAAAACACUUCGCAAAACGUG